Messenger RNA from Oreochromis niloticus (Nile tilapia), 1175 nucleotides. RefSeq lists its product as uncharacterized. Gene Ontology annotation, molecular function: ubiquitin-protein transferase activity. The coding region runs from base 237 to 1175 and encodes 312 amino acids. NCBI's taxonomy places the organism in Eukaryota, Metazoa, Chordata, Actinopteri, Cichliformes, Cichlidae. The transcript has 9 exons. The record is from RefSeq and is a predicted model, not a curated record.
ACAUCACCAGCAUUGUGUCGAGAAAUCCUGCCCUUGGUGAAGAGGCAGCAGCUCUUCCAUCUACCAGUUCCAGCAUCCUGACUGGCACAACUAUACAGUCUACACAGGCUGGGAAAUCAUUAGUGGAGUCAUUUAGAAAAUUUAGGGAUGUUAAAGAAAGGGAGAGAAAGGCCUUUUUUUCAAAGAAACACCAGGAACAGAAGGAACAUAAACCAGUGAAGAUACAGAUUGGCAUCAUGACAAGGACCAGUGAUGGUAUAAGACCUGUUCGAGGAAAGUCACUUCCGGUUGAUGUUCAUUCUCACUGGUCAACUGAGCAAGUCUUGUCUGCCAGCGUGAAAAAACAUAAGGACUUUAACCAGGACAUGGCCGAUGGACCCUAUGUACUGCUAUACCCUGAUGCAAGGGAAGUUAGCACAAUUCCUGGAACCAACACCCCUUUCACCAUCCAAAAAUACAAGGAUGCCAUAGGGAAGGCCUAUCAAAGAAUAACUCUCUACAUUUGUAACCAUGAUGACUUCUUAAAUACUGAUUGCAACACAGAGUGUGAAUCUGAAGAGGACAAUGAAGUUCAAGUAAAAGUAGUAGAAAGCCCACUGUCGGACACUGUGGUAUGGGAUUUUCCAGAUAAUCACAGCACGCCGGAAACAGCACCUUCAACAAAUAGGGGGUCAAACUUGCAAACUUCUUCUAAAACUCAAGGUCCCUGCUACAGCACAUACACAACUGUUUAUGCACCGAUUGUAAUUGAUAGUGACUCAGACAAAGAAGUUCUCAUCGAAAAGGAUGAGAGUGAAACACAAAGUACAAAUGGCCUGACUGCUGCAGAAGUACUUGAAGAGCUGGCGUCUAAGACAAUAAAAACAUCUGUCAGCAGAUUUAAUAUAAACAGGGCAAAUGUUUGGGAUGGAGCAGCUCGGGGCUUUAGACGUGUGUCUUACAAACCAACUGAUGAUAUACUUGUGAAGUUCAGCGAUGACGCAGGACAGCAUGAAGAUGGAAUGGAUAAUGGUGGUCCUAAACGUGAAUUUUUGACAUUAUUUAUGAAAUGCCUUAGAUCACGACGAAUCUUUGAUGGACCCGAGGACAGCAAAUUUCUUACAUUUGACAAUGCUGGUAAGAAAUUUAUAACUCAUCCCUUGGGGGAUGAAUGUGCUGCCAGCAGUGGCUAUUGA